Molecule: messenger RNA, 357 nt
Organism: Diversispora eburnea
Lineage: Eukaryota; Fungi; Glomeromycota; Glomeromycetes; Diversisporales; Diversisporaceae
Source: the annotation of a GenBank genome assembly
AUGAGUAAUAUAGAAACAGGAGAGAUAGAUAAUAUAGAAACAGGAGAAGUGGGUAAUAUAGAAGUAAGAAAAGUGAAUAAUAUAGAAGUGGGAAGAAUGGGUAAUAUAGAAGUAGGAAAAAUGGGUAAUAUAGAAGUAAGAAAAGUGGGUAAUAUAGAAGUGGGUAAUAAUAGAGAAGUUAAUAUAGAAGUAGAUAAUAAUAGAGAAGUGAAUAAUAUAGAAAUGAAAAAAGUAAAUAAUAGAAAAACAGAAGAAGUGAAUAAUAUAGAAAUAGAAAAAGUAAGUAAUAUAGAAACAGGAGAAGUGGAUAAUAUAGAAAUAAAAAAAGUGAAUAAUAAUAGAGAAGUGAUAAUAUAG